AUGGCGUCCCAUUUCCUGCGCCCAUUGGCUUCUGAGCUCUCCUCGUCCUCUUCUGUCACGCCUGCUCGACUUGCUCGCAUUAGCCUUCAAGAUGGUAGACUUCUGGUGAGCAGCAGCAGCAGCCGCUGCCGCCGGUGGCUCACCACCAUCAAGGCCUCCUCGGUGCCCGCCGCUGCAAAGUCGCUCGCCCUGGUCCGCCAUGCCUCGGCCGUCUCGCCCAUUCCGCCGCCGCCCAAGACAUACUCGACGGUCGUGCUACCCCAGACCACGCCCUACGCCCAGCUCAAUGUCGGCGUCCCCAAGGAGACCUUUCCCGACGAGCGUCGCGUCGCCGUCACCCCCGCCAACGUCGCCGUCCUGCUCAAAAAGGGCUACUCCAAGGUCCUCGUCCAGCGCGGCGCCGGCGCGGCCGCCGACUUUCUCGACUCGGCCUACGAAAAGGCCGGCGCGACGCUUGUCGACGACGCCGCCGCCGUCUGGUCCCGCGCCAACAUUGUCCUCAAGGUCCGCGGCCCGUCGCUCGACGAGGUCGACGCCAUCCAGGAAAACCAGACCAUCAUCUCCCUGCUGCAGCCCGCCCAGAACAAGGAUCUCGUCGAGAGGAUCGCCGCUCGCCACGCCACCUGCUUCGCCAUGGACAUGAUCCCGCGCAUCUCGCGCGCCCAGGUUUUUGACGCCCUCAGCAGCAUGGCCAACAUUGCCGGCUACAAGGCCGUCCUGGAAGCCUCCAACGUUUUUGGCCGCUUCCUCACAGGCCAGGUCACCGCCGCCGGCAAGAUCCCGCCCUGCAAGGUGCUCGUCAUCGGCGCCGGCGUCGCCGGGCUCAGUGCCAUUGCCACGGCCCGCCGCAUGGGCGCCAUUGUCCGCGGCUUCGACACCCGCCCCGCUGCGCGCGAGCAGGUGCAGUCGCUCGGCGCCGAGUUCAUCGAGGUCGAAAUCGAGGAGGACGGAUCUGGCGCUGGCGGCUACGCCAAGGAGAUGAGUAAGGAGUUUAUCGAGGCCGAGAUGAAGCUAUUCAAAGACCAGGCCAAGGAGGUCGACAUAAUCAUCACCACCGCGCUCAUCCCCGGAAAGCCUGCGCCAAAGCUGAUCAAGAUGGACAUGCUAGACGUCAUGAAGCCUGGCAGUGUCAUUGUUGACCUGGCAGCCGAAGCUGGUGGCAACUGCGAAGCCACUAAGAAGGGCGAGCUUGCGGUCUACAACGACGUCAAGGUCAUCGGCUACACGGAUCUUCCCUCGCGUUUACCUACCCAGUCCUCGACUCUGUACUCCAACAACAUCACCAAGUUUCUGCUCUCCAUGACCCCGCAAGAGAAGGAAUUCGGCAUUGACCUCUCCGACGAAGUCGUUCGCGGCGCCAUUGUCACCCAAAAGGGCGACAUCCUGCCUCCCGCGCCGCGACCUGCGCCCCCUCCCACCCCCUCUAAGCCUGCUGCCGCCGAGGUGACGCCCGAGCCCGUUGCGCUCACGCCGUGGCAGGUCAAGUCACGCGAGGUCGGCUUCGUCACCGGUGGCAUGGCCUCUGUGCUCGCCAUUGGAAAGUUUACCGGCCCCAUCUUCAUGUCCAACGCUUUCACCUUUGCUCUGGCCAGUCUCAUCGGUUACCGUGUCAUCUGGGGCGUGGCCCCUGCUCUGCACUCACCUCUGAUGAGUGUCACAAAUGCGAUUUCCGGCAUGGUUGGUGUCGGUGGUCUGUUUAUCCUCGGCGGAGGCUAUCUGCCCGGCACCAUUCCCCAGACUCUUGGCGCUCUGAGUGUCUUGCUCGCCUUUGUCAAUGUUGGUGGUGGUUUUGUCAUUACGAAGCGCAUGCUCGACAUGUUCAAGCGUCCUACCGAUCCUCCCGAGUACCCAUGGCUGUACGCCAUCCCCGCUGCCGUGUUUGGCGGCGGCUUCCUCGCAGCCGCAUCUACUGGAGCUGGCGGUCUCGUCCAAGCCGGCUACCUUGCUUCCUCUGUUCUCUGCAUCGGCUCCCUUUCCGGCCUGGCGUCGCAAGCCACGGCCCGCAUGGGCAACAUGCUUGGCAUGCUCGGUGUUUCCUCUGGUGUUCUUGCCAGCUUGCUCGCCGCUGGCUUCUCCCCUGAGGUUUUGACCCAGUUUGGUGCUCUUGCAUCCAUUGGUAUUCUUGCUGGUGCUUUGAUUGGCAAGCGCAUCACGCCCACUGACCUUCCUCAGACCGUUGCUGCUCUGCACUCCGUUGUCGGUCUAGCUGCUGUCCUGACUAGUAUCGGUAGUGUCAUGGCUGGCAUUUCAGACAUUUCUACUUUGCACAUGGUAACUGGUUACCUCGGCGUUUUGAUCGGUGGCAUCACAUUUACUGGCUCCAUUGUCGCAUUUAUGAAACUUGCUGGCAAGAUGUCUUCAAAGCCCAAGAUGCUGCCCGGACGGCACAUUAUUAACGGCGGCCUCUUGGCAGCCAAUGCCGCUACAAUGGGCGCCUUUGUAACCAUGGCGCCCGGCGCGCCGCUCAUUGCCGCCGGUGCCCUGACGGCGAAUGCCGUCAUGAGCUUCAUAAAGGGCUACACCACCACGUCCGCGAUUGGCGGCGCCGACAUGCCCGUCGUCAUCACCGUGCUCAACGCCUACUCGGGCUUUGCGCUCGUGGCGGAAGGUUUCAUGCUGGACAACUCGCUGCUGACGACGGUGGGGGCGCUGAUAGGCGUGUCCGGCUCCAUCCUGUCGUACGUCAUGUGCGUGGCCAUGAACCGGUCGCUCACCAAUGUCUUGUUUGGCGGGCUGUCGACGCCCACCGAGGCGCAAGAGUACAAACCACAGGGUGAGGUGACCAAGACGUCGAGCGACGAGCUGGCCGACGCCAUGCUCAACUCGGAGUCGGUCAUCCUGAUUGUCGGCUACGGCAUGGCCGUGGCCAAGGCGCAGUACGCCAUCUCCGAGAUUGUCUCGAUGCUGCGCGCCAAGGGCAUCACCGUGCGCUUCGCCAUUCACCCCGUCGCCGGCCGCAUGCCGGGCCAGUGCAACGUGCUGCUGGCCGAGGCGAGCGUUCCCUACGAUAUUGUCCUUGAGAUGGACGAGAUUAACGACGACUUUUCCGACACGGAUCUGGCGGUCGUCAUUGGUGCCAAUGACACGGUCAACCCCAUUGCCAUGGAGAAGGGCAGUGCCAUUGAGGGCAUGCCUGUGCUGCACGCGUGGAAGAGCAAGCAGGUUGUAGUGAUGAAACGUGGCAUGGCCAGUGGCUAUGCUGAUGUGCCAAACCCCAUGUUCUACAUGCCCAAUACCAAGAUGCUGUUUGGCGAUGCCAAGGAUUCUUGCGAAGCUAUCAAGGCAGCCAUCCAGUCCAAGCUGUAG
This is a messenger RNA of Akanthomyces muscarius, 3306 nucleotides long. RefSeq lists its product as uncharacterized. The record is from RefSeq and is a predicted model, not a curated record. Gene Ontology annotation, biological process: NADPH regeneration; proton transmembrane transport. The transcript is spliced from 8 exons. The coding region runs from base 1 to 3306 and encodes 1101 amino acids. Gene Ontology annotation, molecular function: NAD binding; NADP binding. Gene Ontology annotation, cellular component: mitochondrial inner membrane. NCBI's taxonomy places the organism in Eukaryota, Fungi, Ascomycota, Sordariomycetes, Hypocreales, Cordycipitaceae.